AUGGAGCCCGAGGAGCGGAAGAUCUCUGUGUGGAUCUGCCAGGAGGAGAAGCUGAUCUCCGGGCUGUCCCGGCGGACCACCUGCUCGGACGUGGUGCGGGUGCUGCUGGAGGACAGCCACCACCGGCGGCAGCGGCCGGCGCUGCCCGAGCCGGGCGGCGGGAUGCUGUCGGGGCCGCCGCACUCCUACUGCAUCGUAGAGAAGUGGCGCGGCUUCGAGCGGAUCCUGCCCAACAAGACGAAGAUCCUGCGGCUCUGGGUGGCGUGGGGGGACGAGCAGGAGAACGUGCGCUUCGUGCUGGUGCGCAGCGAGGCCUCGCUGCCCAACGCGGGGCCGCGCAGCGCCGAAGCGCGGGUGGUGCUCAGCAAGGAGCGCCCCGGCCACGGCCUGGGGGCGGCCCGCGCCAGCCUGGCGCUCACGCAGGAGCGGCAGCGGCGAGUGGUGAGGAAAGCCUUCCGCAAGCUGGCCAAGAUCAACAAGAAGCGGCAGCAGCCCCUGGCCCGGGAGGCCUCGUCGGCGGAGAGGAUGGAGACGCUGGUGCACCUGGUGCUGUCGCAGGACCACACCAUCCGGCAGCAGAUCCAGCGGCUCCGCGAGCUGGACCGGGAGAUCGACAGGUACGAGGCCAAGAUCCACCUGGACCGCAUGAAGCGGCACGGCGUCAACUACGUUCAGGACACCUACUUGGUGGGGGCCGGCGGCGGGGAGCCGGAGCCGGGCCGGGAGCCGGGCGGGGCUGCCCAGCCCGCUGCCGGCCGCCCCGAGGAGGACUACGCCAGGAAGUGCGAGGAGGUGCUGCAGCUGCAGGAGCAGCGGGCGCAGCAGGAGGAGCUGCUGGAGCACCUGGCCGCCGAGAUCCAGGAGGAGCUCAACGAGCGCUGGAUGAAGCGGCGGCGAGAGGAGCUGGAGCUGGCGGCGGGGCCCGGCCUGGCCGACACGGACUGCGACACGACGGAACUGAGCGGCGGCGGCGGCGAGGGCGAGCUGCAGCUGGAGCAUGAGCGGGUGAAGACCCAGCUGAGCACCAGCCUCUACAUCGGCCUCAAGCUGAGCACGGACCUGGAGGCCGUCAAAACCGACCUGGACUACACGCAGCGGGCGUGGGAGGACAAGGAGCGGGAGCUGCAGCGGCUGCUGGAGACGCUGGGCACCCUGGACGUGGCGGAGGCUCCGGCGGAGCCCCGCGGAGCGGCGGGCGGGGGGCGGCCGGCGGGCAGCGCGGCCGGCUGGGUGGAGCAGGCGCGGGCGCUGCGCAAGGACCGCGCCGAGAACGACGAGGACUCGGACACGGGGCUGAGCUCCAUGCACAGCCAGGACUCGGACUCCGUGCCCGUCUGCGAGUCCCUCGUCUAG
This is a messenger RNA of Apus apus (common swift), 1353 nucleotides long. It is a transcript of the gene RASSF10, whose product is annotated as Ras association domain family member 10. The transcript has a single exon. Lineage: Eukaryota; Metazoa; Chordata; Aves; Apodiformes; Apodidae. The coding region runs from base 1 to 1353 and encodes 450 amino acids. The record is from RefSeq and is a predicted model, not a curated record. Gene Ontology annotation, biological process: signal transduction.